This is a messenger RNA of Acanthoscelides obtectus, 706 nucleotides long. The record is from the annotation of a GenBank genome assembly. Lineage: Eukaryota; Metazoa; Arthropoda; Insecta; Coleoptera; Chrysomelidae.
AUGUUUGCAUAUGGUGAAGACUCUGAUGAAAACCCCAAUAAGUGCCUUCUUAUUUCAUAUGUAGCAAAGCGAAACAAAAACGUGCUGUUAUUAUCAACCCUGCAUGAUGAUAGUAAGAUCAACGAUGACACUGGAGAUGCUUUCAAGCCCGAAGUUAUUACAGACUAUAAUCUUACGAAAGGAGGCGUAGAUGUGGUUGUCAAAAUGAAAUCUGGAUAUUCAACAGCACGAUUCAGCAAUAGAUGGCCAUAUACCGUAUUCUGCGGGCUUCUGAAUAUAUCAACCAUCAACAGCCAAAUAAUCUAUCGAGAGAAUACAAACAAUAUUAUUACCAGAAGACAAUUUAUAUCGGAACUUAGUAAAUUGCUUGCCGUGCCUCACCUGUAUAGACGUUCUCAGAUUCCAAGUCUGCCAUAUCUACUUAGUCAAAAGAUUAGAAACAUAACUGGAGAAAGACCAACCCCAAAUAGAGACCAAGCCACUCAAGCCAAAGUGAGAUGUGAAUUCUGUCCAUUGAGAAAAAACAGGGUUUUCUUCAGCUCUAGAGGAUUCCAGAAUGAAAGAUCAGAAGAAGAAACCUUCAGUUCGGAAAUUUUAGAUGAAGAAUUUUCAGUGUUUCGUUAGUAUUUUUGUUGUAGUUUAUAACAAUAAUGUUUCACUAAUUUAUAGCUUAAUAGUAUAAGUAAUACUAUACUUGACAAUAUAA